ACCAGGCAAAAUAAGAGAAGUGCCGAAUCAGUCUUACCGAUUGGAUUUGUGGAAAAUCUUAAAAAGGCGAGGACAACAGUUUUUGAAAAUCGUUGCGAACCGGCUAUCUCAAAGAACGAAAAAAAGAGAAGGAUAGCUGAAAAACUGGCUAAACUUGCUGCACAAAGGGAGCAAUAUAUGCGAUCUGUAGAGGAUGAAAAAGAAAAACAACGCGAGCAAGAAAGGAAAGUAAAGGUACAUGUUCCUGUGAAAUCACCAAAACGAAAUGCUAAAAAAAGAUAUAUUGAACCACCUGAGCCGGAAUACUACGGGUGGAAAGAAAGUAGCCCACGACCCAUUGCUACACAGAUACUCAAUCCUUUCGAUAUAGAUCUAGAAGAAAACAAUGAAAAAACACAUGCGCUUGCUGAAAUGGAAGAACAGAAUCAAGGAAAUGAAACGAGAACUGCGGAAGAAUAUGAAAACACCGUUAUAGUAAAAACACCCAUCAUACCCAAUAUAACAAUAUGUUUCACUUCAAUUAUGCAGCAUGAUAGGAAUGCUUUGGUGACUAUGGUUCAGCAAUUAGGUGGAGAAGUAUGUAAUGAAUUUGAUGAAAAGGUAACUCAUCUGGUCUGUGGUCGUAUAGUGCGCAAUCAAAAGUUGCUUUGUUCGAUUGCCAAAGGACUUGUAAUUGUCGACGAAGACUAUGUGAUCGAUUCUCAUGCACAGUCAAAGUGGCUUGAGGUCGAUAAUUAUGAAUGGGGAAGUGUUCAUUCAGUGAUUAAACACCGUCUGCUCUCAUCACAAUCUCGUUUUCUUUCUUUUGCGUUGGCGUGUUCGCGAUGGCGACGGAAAAUCGAAAAGUUGCAGAAUUCGAAUGAAAGGGCCUUCCACAAAUGGAAAGCAUUACUUUACUGCAGUCGUCGUCGAUUUUCCGAUCUUAAACGUAUUAUACAUUUCGGUGGUGGGAGAGCUUAUCUAAGGGAUGAUAUUUGCUCAUUGGAAGGAUUCACUGUUGCGCUUGUUGAAAAAUCGAGGUUUUGGAAUCCGCAGGAAGUGAUCGAGCUUAUUGAGAACAAUAUACAGUGUUUCGAUGUAGACUAUCUCGCCACAUAUUUAACACUGGAAAACGCAAAUGAAGUUAAAAAACACUUCCAUAAAGACUAUGUGACUGAAUUAAACCGCAUAUUAGAUGCGGGCAUUCGUCGUAGUUGGUUUUAA
Cercopithifilaria johnstoni is the source of this 1203-nucleotide messenger RNA. The record is from the annotation of a GenBank genome assembly. Lineage: Eukaryota; Metazoa; Nematoda; Chromadorea; Rhabditida; Onchocercidae.